This is a messenger RNA of Saccostrea echinata, 1051 nucleotides long. RefSeq names its product serine protease inhibitor dipetalogastin-like. The transcript has 9 exons. Gene Ontology annotation, molecular function: protein binding. The record is from RefSeq and is a predicted model, not a curated record. Lineage: Eukaryota; Metazoa; Mollusca; Bivalvia; Ostreida; Ostreidae. Bases 83 to 952 code for a protein of 289 amino acids.
UGUCGAUAUUUUCCAAUUAUAAUAUUUGGAGAUUUUUAAUCAGUGUCGUUUAUAUUUGUAUUUUGUUUUAUUUAUUUUAGUCAUGCAGUUCACAUAUUGGAACGUGUUAGUUUACACAGUUGUCUUUGCAACUGUCUCUGCAAGAUUUCUACGACGGACCCAGCCCCCUCCACCUCCUCCACCCCCUAGCACUCUCUGUAAAUGCCCCGGUACCUCUGAGCCAGUGUGUGGAAAUGACGGCAACACAUACAAAAAUCCGUGUGAAAUAAGCUGUAAACCAUUUGUAUAUAAGAUUCAUGAUGGCCCAUGUUCACAAGGUACAUGGCAUCAAGUUACGAGACGCUGCUAUUGUUCCGAGACUUACGAACCCGUAUGUGGAAAGAACGGCAGAAACUAUGACAAUGAAUGUCAGGCGAGAUGUGUAGGUGUUUCAGUUUUACACACUGGUAAAUGUAAGGUUAAAAUAUGUCGAUGUAUCUCGACAUAUGCCCCUGUUUGUGCAAAAGACGGGAAAACGUAUUCCAGCAGAUGCAGUGCUGAAUGUGAAUAUGGUGUGGAAGUUUCAUACCAAGGUCCUUGUCGGGCCCAAUGCACUUGCUCGGCUUAUUAUUCUCCUAUCUGUGGCUCAGAUAACAAGACCUAUAUCAAUCAGUGUGAAGCUGACUGUGCGAAAGUACAAAAAAAGUACACGGGGGUUUGUAGAAAGUCCUGCACCUGCCCACACAACUACGACCCCGUAUGUGGCUCAGAUGGCGAGACUUAUGACAAUCCCUGCAAUGCCAAGUGCGCCGGUGUUAAAAUUGAAUCUAAAGGAAGGUGUCCAGACUCAUGUAACUGUCCUUAUCAGUAUAAACCAGUCUGUGGAGAAGACGGCAAAACGUAUGGAACCCAAUGUGUUGCCGACUGUUUCAAAGUUGAAGUGGUAUCCGAUGGAGAAUGUCCCUCUCACUGAAAGCCAACAAAAUAUUCUGAAAAUUGGAUGUUGAAAGCCACUUCCUGUUAGAUUAUUAUUAUUAUAUAUUGUUUUCUAAAUAAAUGUGGGUUGACUUAU